AUGCUGCAAAUACGCAUGCUCUCGGGUGAGGUGAUGGCCGUGCCAGUGGAGGAGGUGAGCAGCGUGAGGGACGUGAAGCAGCGCUUGCACCGCCUGCAUGGCCUGCCUCCGCGCUUCAGGCAGAGGCUCCUCCUGCAGGGCGCCAGUCUGGAUGAUGCCACCAAGCCUGAUCCGGUGGCCGAGCUCAUCGACGUCGCCAGAAGUGGCUCCGUGCAAGAGGUCGAGUCCAUGCUGCAGCUGCCCCUGGAUCCAAAUGUGGCCAUGCUGGGGACUGGUGAGAGGCCGCUUUCCAGGGCCUCCCGGCGUGGCCAUGUUGAAGUCGCGCGUUUGCUGUUGGAGGCUGGGGCCGAAACCGACUUGGUGGAAAACCAUGGCCGCACGGCCCUGAUGAUGGCAGCUCAACAUGCCCAUGUU
Symbiodinium natans is the source of this 414-nucleotide messenger RNA. The record is from the annotation of a GenBank genome assembly. NCBI's taxonomy places the organism in Eukaryota, Dinophyceae, Suessiales, Symbiodiniaceae.